AUGUCGGAGAUUCACGUCGACAAGACGGAACCGUGGUACAUACAUGUCGAGUUGGAUACGUGUCCAUCGGACAAAGCGUAUUUGCUAUACGUGUUGACCCACGAAAUCGGUCAUGCGCUAGGAUUAGAUCAUAGUACCAACAAUGCGUCGAUAAUGUAUGCGUUCGCACCAGUAGACCCCCGUCCCGUUGCGCUCAGCAACGAAGACAUUUUAAACAUACAGAAUGUGUACGGCGCUACGGAUACCGACGUGUUACCGAAAAGGAAUCCCAUGCCGCCACUACCACCACCACCGUCGCCGCAUCCAACACCAAACGCUCCACCGGAUCUAUGCGCCUUGAAACGCGUCGACGCGAUACUGCUGUUGGAAAGACGAAUGUACGUAGCAUACGGAAAACAUAUAUGGGCGAUCGACAUAGAUGGAAAGACCUACAACGAACCUAUGCUGCUGUCCAACUACAUGCCAUUCAUUCAUUCGAACUUCACGCGCAUCUCUGCCGCGUAUCAAACGCCAUCGGAUCAUCUGAUUCUAUUCGUCGACGAUAGAAUUUACAAAGUCAACUAUCCCGACUUCACGCUAGUGCCAACGUGGCCGAGAACGUUUCGAGAAUUUGGAAUUCCUAUGAAUGCGAAAAUAAACGCUGCCGUAAAUACGAACAAAGGAAAAUCGUAUGUGGUGUACGACGGAUAUCUCGUCGGUGAGAUAGACGACUGCUCCGACAGCAUUAGCAAAUUUUACACCAUCGAGUCCAUCUUUCCAGGCAUACCGAAUGGAGUGACGUCAAUCUUCAGAUACAUCGACGGCAAUCUGUAUUUCACGACCCGACGACAAUUUUACAAAUUCAACGAGUUUACGAAAACUGUACUAACGGCGGGUACGUUCGAUCUGCGAAUCGUCAACAUUAUUUGCCCGCGAUACGACCUGUUGAAACAAUUGCGCGAUCUCCUCUAUCGAAUAGCGCGACUGAGCAAUAUAUG
This is a messenger RNA of Vollenhovia emeryi, 977 nucleotides long. Its product is annotated as matrix metalloproteinase-27-like. The annotation marks the transcript as partial. The record is from RefSeq and is a predicted model, not a curated record. Lineage: Eukaryota; Metazoa; Arthropoda; Insecta; Hymenoptera; Formicidae. Gene Ontology annotation, molecular function: metalloendopeptidase activity; zinc ion binding. Gene Ontology annotation, cellular component: extracellular matrix. Gene Ontology annotation, biological process: proteolysis; collagen catabolic process; extracellular matrix organization. The transcript has a single exon.